AUGGAAGACGAGGAGGACCAUCUCUGGACCGCCAGCGAGGAUGACGAACACGACGACCCCAACAUCCGGCUCAAGAAGGACAUCAAAAAGGCCAAGCAACGGGCCAGGGCCCGUUCCGACCCGGGGGUCGACGCUGAUAACAUUGACGAGCUCCGCAGCAUCUGGUCCUCCGACAGCGACGGCGAGAAGUCCCUAUGGACUGGCGACGAGGGGGACGACGAGGCCGAUGCCCCCAGCGAUCCCAUUCCCAACGAGCGCAGUGACGAGUACAUCGACCGGCUUUUCGAGUUUGAUGAGAAACCCAAGCACCGGACGCUGGCCCAGGCGAUGAGGGAUGAAGAAGAGCGGAGAAGAUGUCCCCAGGGAAGCGUGCGCGCAAGAUGGCCGUGCAGAAUGCGCUGA
This is a messenger RNA of Striga hermonthica, 402 nucleotides long. The record is from the annotation of a GenBank genome assembly. Lineage: Eukaryota; Viridiplantae; Streptophyta; Magnoliopsida; Lamiales; Orobanchaceae.